Messenger RNA from Porites evermanni, 853 nucleotides. NCBI's taxonomy places the organism in Eukaryota, Metazoa, Cnidaria, Anthozoa, Scleractinia, Poritidae. The record is from the annotation of a GenBank genome assembly.
AUGGUAUUCAGUGCCUGUUCUAAUUCUAAGGCUCCUAUGGCAGCAUCUCCAACACAAGUGUUGCCAACACAAGCCGUUCAAUAUUCGACGUCCGGAUCGAAGGACAUCAGGAUGCAAGCAUUUAUCACUGACUCGGACCCCAAUGAAACUGGUUGUCGAUCAAAGAAGUGGAAAAACAGGCUGUUGACUCGAUUGCGAUAUUUUUCUAUCUCAGGCACUCACGAUCAUGUCGAUGCUCUUCACAUUACGGAGGAGAACAAAUACGGGAAUUGAACAAAUUACUUGAAAAUGUUCCUUCACUGUAAUCCUCCAGAGUCCAAACGAGUACGAGAAACUCAUCACCAAACUUGACAACAAUUUCAUUCCCAUGGUUAACCUCGACUAUGCACUCAGUAAAUUGGAGAAAAUGUGCCAAAACGAAGGAGAAUCGGUCGCUCAAUAUCACAUUUGUUAAUGGCUUCAAGUUGCAAAGUGUGUUUUUGUGGACCCUGAUGACGUCAUUCGAAGCAAAAUUCUGCAAACCUUGCGUGACAAUAAACUUCACUGGGAAGCAAUGGUGAAAAGGUAUACGUUAAAACAAUUAUUGGAACAUGCUGCAAAUAAAGAAGACAUUGACUGCCAAUCCCAGCAUAUGGAGGAAACACUCCCUUGUGCACCCCCUGCACGAAAUCUGGUCAACAGAGUGCAUCAGAAGAGACACCAGGAUCCCGAGGACAAACUAAAGUCUAAACCGACACAUGAUGACAAGAAGAGCAAUUCCUGCCAAAGGGCCCCGAUCAUACUGCCCAGCCUCUGGGAAAACAUGCGGUUCCUGCUCAAAGAAGGGUCAUUUUGCCCGAAUGUGCAAAAGUAA